Nannizzia gypsea CBS 118893 is the source of this 1416-nucleotide messenger RNA. RefSeq names its product cysteine protease atg4. The transcript has 3 exons. The coding region runs from base 1 to 1416 and encodes 471 amino acids. The record is from RefSeq and is a predicted model, not a curated record. NCBI's taxonomy places the organism in Eukaryota, Fungi, Ascomycota, Eurotiomycetes, Onygenales, Arthrodermataceae. Gene Ontology annotation, molecular function: protein-phosphatidylethanolamide deconjugating activity.
AUGAACAACGUCGACCUGGGCAACCAGUACAAGAAGAUCAUCCAGUUCUUCUGGGACCCAGAACCGAAGAACGAUGACAGCGGACAGCCCAUCUGGUGUCUGGGGUGCGAGUACCGGCAGCCAGAGGACGACACUCUCUCGCAGUCGCAGUCGCAGUCGCAGGCAUCUAUCUUGACUGAGCGAGCGGGAGAGCCGGUGGACAUCACCAACAGAGCAGACACAUCCAAGCCUACAGCUACAUCUACAACUACAUCUACAACUGCAGUUACAGAGGGACGAACAUCGACAGACAGACCACCGACACCCGGCUCAGCUAUAUCCUCGUUUGUCAACCUGGCAUCACCAAUAUCACCGUCAGCAGCAGGCACAGGCACAGAGAGCAGUAGUACGCCAGAAUGGCCGCCGCAGUUCCUAGACGACUUCGAGUCUAGGCUGUGGAUAACGUAUAGAUCCCAGUUCCCGCCCAUACCCAAGAUGCCCAAGACGGGCAGCAGUGACUCGUCCAUGCCGCUGGGGGUGCGUCUACGCAGCCAGCUCAUCGAUACCCAGGGCUUCACUUCAGACACCGGCUGGGGAUGCAUGAUCCGGUCCGGCCAGGCCCUGCUCGCCAACACCCUCCUCUUCCUCAGACUCGGACGUGACUGGCGGCGAGGGAGCAAAAUACAGGAAGAGAGCGAGCUGGUGUCACUGUUUGCCGACCACCCGCGAGCUCCCUUCUCCAUUCACCGGUUUGUGCAACACGGAGCCACUGCAUGCGGCAAAUGUCCUGGAGAGUGGUUUGGCCCCUCGGCAGCAGCACAGUGCAUCCAGGCGCUGGUCAAGAGCAACCCGCAGGCCGGGCUGAGGGUGUAUGUUACCAAUGACGGAUCAGACAUCUACGAGCGGCAGUUUAGGGAGGUUGCCUGCGACGAGAGCGGCAGCAUCAAGCCUACCCUGAUCCUGCUGGGUGUGAGACUGGGCAUCGACCGGGUCACUCCCAUCUACUGGGACUCUCUCAAGGCCCUCCUCCACUACCCCCAAUCAGUCGGCAUCGCCGGAGGCCGGCCGUCGUCGUCCCACUACUUUAUCGCGACGCAGGGAGACAGUUUCUUCUAUCUGGACCCUCACCAGACGCGUCCCUGCCUGGCUCCCCGCAGUGAACCCACCGAGGACGAGGAGAGCCAUCCUUACAGCCCCGAGGAGCUAUCUACGUACCACACGCGUCGGCUGAGGAGACUGCACGUCCGGGAGAUGGAUCCGAGCAUGCUCAUCGGCCUUUUGGUGCGUGACGAGGGCGACUGGGAGGACCUGAAGAGCCGGGUCAAAGAGGGCAAGGCGAGAGGCAGGAUCAUCCACGUCUUUGACCGUGAUCCCAACGUGAGGGAGACUGAGCGAGAGGGAGCCGAAGAGGAAGUUGAAUCAUUCGACGAGAUAUAG